Molecule: messenger RNA, 387 nt
Organism: Candidozyma duobushaemuli
Lineage: Eukaryota; Fungi; Ascomycota; Pichiomycetes; Serinales; Metschnikowiaceae
Gene: TRS20
Product: TRAPP subunit
Exons: 2
Coding region: 1-387 (128 amino acids)
Biological process (GO): endoplasmic reticulum to Golgi vesicle-mediated transport
Cellular component (GO): nucleus; cytoplasm; TRAPP complex
Source: RefSeq, a predicted model, not a curated record
AUGUCCUCAUAUUAUUUCACGGUCAUUGGUACACGUGACAAUCCUCUUUAUGAGCUAGAGUUCUCCUCGUUCAAAACUUCGUCAUCGAGUUCAGGCUACCCUGGUCAAUCAAACUUUUCCAGCAGGAUCAAAGAGCUUUUACCGUUCAUUACCAACGCCUCGCUAGAUCUCAUUGAAGAUGCUCAGUGGUCGACUAAUGCAUUCAACCUCGGCAAAGUCGAUUCUUUUUACGGAAUACGUGUCAAUGGAUUCGUCACACAAGGCAACAUCAAAUUCGUGCUAUGCUACGACUCCAACACAUCUGGUUCAAGCAGCCUAGAUUCCAUGAUGUCAUCCAACCUGACCUCAAGCAAGCACGAUGAAAAUGUCAUAAAACAACGCUACUAA